ACCGCGGACAGUAUUUUUGUAUUUUGUUUCAACACGUCCGGUAUCCGUAGCAACAAUCCCUGCUUUGUUUAUUGAUUUUUAUUGUGUUAUUUUUACUUUUGUUUUGAUUGCAAACCCACAAAAUGGAAACAGAAAACUGUUUCCACAUCAGUUUAACUGGUCAAAUAAAAUCCUGCUAUUUCCCAUGCGGAAUCGACGGGAAUAAAUUAUUUUGUCGAUACGACAUUGUUGCUGGAGCUGAUUGGGAUCUAGUUUCGGGCAUUUCAUCGGGCGUGACACAACUAUCCAGAGCAGGCUCACGAAUCGAAGAAAUUGUCUUCAAUAUGCCUUUGGAAGUGAUGUAUAAGUCUACAAAUCCAUUUGGCUGGCCACAAAUUAUCAUUUGCUUGUAUGGUAACAAUUUUUGGGGAGCAGAAAGCUCUAAGGGAUACGCUAGAUGCCAUUUGCCAAUUACUAGCGGAGAAAUCCGAGCACCAAUAUUUCAGAUAAAAUGCUCAAAUAUCUGGUCAUCGCUAACUACUUGGUUUACCGAUCGUAAUCCGGAAUUGAGAAAUCCGAAAAUUCUAGUGGAAGGUGAAAAAACGAAGGGUUUAUGUGUGGAGUCGUACGGUGAUGUUGUCAUAGCUACUCAGUCGAUAACCCGAGGUGGUGCGGACUUAAUGUUGGAUUGGGGUCAACGGUAGUUGAUCUUGUGAGGUGUGCGUACAAGAAUGAGUAUAGGGCUGAUACAUCGGAUACAACUUGAAAGAUUCAACAUGCGCCGUAUUAUGAGUUUAUUCAACUUUUAGAUACUUAAUGGAGAAUGUGAUGUAGCCCAUCGACAGAGGAGUAAAAAAUUAAUAAUUUGGUCAAAUCGAAAGUAGACUGAUAUCGCGAUUUUUAUCGUUUGUAAAAAAUUCUUGAAACUAAAUAAAUUGAAAAUUGUAAG
Bradysia coprophila is the source of this 928-nucleotide messenger RNA. RefSeq names its product B9 domain-containing protein 1 (gene B9d1). The record is from RefSeq and is a predicted model, not a curated record. Lineage: Eukaryota; Metazoa; Arthropoda; Insecta; Diptera; Sciaridae. Gene Ontology annotation, biological process: cilium assembly. Gene Ontology annotation, cellular component: MKS complex.